Messenger RNA from Hermetia illucens (black soldier fly), 2127 nucleotides. RefSeq names its product protein escargot-like. The transcript has a single exon. NCBI's taxonomy places the organism in Eukaryota, Metazoa, Arthropoda, Insecta, Diptera, Stratiomyidae. The record is from RefSeq and is a predicted model, not a curated record. Bases 137 to 1456 code for a protein of 439 amino acids. Gene Ontology annotation, biological process: regulation of DNA-templated transcription. Gene Ontology annotation, molecular function: DNA-binding transcription factor activity, RNA polymerase II-specific; RNA polymerase II cis-regulatory region sequence-specific DNA binding.
UCAUAUCGUGGGUUUACUUUUAUUUUCGGAUGAACGAAAUAGCAUUACAUUGUUUUGCGAGAAAAGAUAUAGACAAUUAAUUUACGCACACGAAUUAUUUUAAACGAGUUUAAUAGGAAAGUGUGUGCGCGACAAAAUGCCGUCAUCUUCAGGUGUUUCGAAAAACUAUAGCAAGUGCCCAUUGAAAAAACGACCAGUUCACUUCACAUUUGAGGAUAGUGACAUAAAUGAAGAACCAGAAAAUUUAAGUUUGAAAAGAGACUGCAAAACGGAAACUAAUAGUGAUGACGAGGAGAUCGAAGUGGUUAAUCCGCCGACACCAAUAAGUGACAUCAAAGCUCCAGUACUUGUGCCAACUCCAACUUACCCUAAAUUGAACUUGCAACCAUGGGCUUUUAACAUUCCAUACACCACGGACUUUUACAGAAAUAUCCACCAUCAUACUAACCACCUUCAAUCACAAGUGUCACCGCUACGAGCAGAUCUCCAUUCGCCAAAAACCCCAUCAUCAGAGGGGUCAAUUUCUCCACCACCUCAGUACUUAAAUGGUCGGUCAAGUUCAAUUUCACCACCAAUUCGAAGGGAAAUUUACCCCCAACUUGGGAUCAAGCGAAAUGAUCUCAGCAACAGAAGUCAUCAUAUAAUCAAGCCGGAAGCUAUUACUCAAAAUCAUCCCCACGCAUAUCGUUAUAUGCCAUAUCAAAUUCCCACUACAUAUCAGCCAUACACAAUUCACCAGCUUCACAGUCAACAACCACCUGUUUCACCUACGUAUAGCGACGCUUCAUCUUAUUAUUCGCACCGAUCCAUUACACCAGACUCUCCCAUCAGUCUUGCCCCCGAAGAUCUUUCCGUUAAACAGCCGCUGAAAACCACGCAGCCACAGGAUCAUCAUGGAGAUCAUCAUAGCCAAAUUUUCACACCUGCUGAAACUAAGAAUAAGACUACAUCUACGAAUCCUCCUCGAUAUCAGUGUCCAGACUGUCAAAAAUCAUAUUCCACCUUCUCAGGGCUAACUAAACACCAACAGUUCCAUUGUCCAGCUGCCGAAGGCAACCAAGCUAAAAAGUCUUUCAGCUGUAAGGACUGCGAUAAAAUGUAUGUCUCAUUGGGAGCCCUAAAAAUGCACAUUCGAACGCAUACGCUCCCAUGCAAAUGUACAAUAUGCGGAAAAGCCUUCUCGCGACCAUGGCUCCUGCAAGGACAUAUUAGAACACAUACUGGAGAGAAGCCGUUUAGUUGUCAACAUUGCCACCGUGCUUUUGCGGAUAGAUCAAACCUUCGUGCUCAUCUUCAAACGCAUUCCGAUAUAAAAAAGUAUUCUUGCCCUACAUGCAGCAAAACAUUCUCCAGAAUGUCAUUAUUAACAAAACACUCCGAAGGUGGUUGCCCAGGGACACACGUGAGCCCAAGCGGUACUUUCUUAACUGCAUAUUCAGAAAUGGCAGAAUACUAAGUGACUGAUUCCAAGACCAAAUGAAAUCCUUCGAUAUUAUCAGAACACAUUGCCAGCCAGUCAUCGCCCAAAAGGAGGGAAAUUCCGACUAUAGUCGCUUCUACGUUCCCAAUGUUAAUAAUUCACAUGGAAUCAAUUCCAAUGCCACAGAUAGUGAUCGGCUGCCGCGGAACUGAUCCAAAAGCUAAUAAGGACAUUCAUUGAAGACCAGUCCAGCGCUUAAGCACGAAAUCAUGAUUUUUCUGAGAGUACCAAAAAAAUAGUUCCUAGAACCAAAACCCCACCCUCGAAAUUUAUAUGUAAACUGUAAUAUUAGUUUCUUCAAAUAUCACAUCCAGUGUACUUGCCUCUCUGUUUAGUUUGAAAAAUAUUUUCACCUGUUGAAUUAGAAGAAAAUUAUCUCUUGAAGUCUUUUAUCUAGUCAUUGAAACACUUUCUUCUAAAAGAUAUAUGGAGUCGGGGAAAUGUCUUUAGAAACUUUAAAUUAAGUGCCUAAGUUAUUCGAAAUGAGCCUGUAUAAAGGCUAAGCAAAUCCAAUUUGUGUAUCAAACCAUAAUGUACAAAUGUCCUAUGUAAAUAUAUAGUAUAAACAUUCAUGUUGAAAUGAUAUAUAUCAUUUAGAUGUAAGAGGAAGUAUUUAAUAUAUGAGAAAGAAUUGCACUUAAAGUUAU